AUGGCACCAUUUUAUCAACGUCCUGAAAAUGCUCUCAAAAGAGCUGAAGAAUUAAUUGCUGUGGGACAACAUGUGGCUGCUCUCACUUCUCUUCACGAGAUCGUGAUUUCGAAACGGUCACGUAGCACACCUCUUUCUGCAUUGGAGCCAAUCAUGCUUCGUUUUGUAGAAUUGUGUGUCAAUUUGAGAAAAAGCAAAACAGCAAAAGAAGGAUUGAACCAAUAUAAAAUUAUCGCUCAGAGUCUUAGCGUUACAACUAUUGAGCUUGUUAUUAAAAAAUUCAUUGAGCUCUCAGAAGAAAAAGUAGCAGCUGCUCAAGCUAAGGCUGAUCGUAUUACUUUGGACGCAAUCGAUGAUCUCGAGGCGUCAGAAACCCCGGAAUCAAUUAUGUUGAGCACAGUAAGCGGUGAACAAAGUAAAGAUAGAACAGAUAGAGCUGUGGUAACACCUUGGCUUAAGUUUUUGUGGGAAGCGUAUAGAUCAGUUUUGGAUAUUUUGAGAAAUAAUGCUCGUUUGGAAGUUUUAUAUCAACAAACUGCACACCAAGCAUUCCAGUUUUGUCUCAAGUAUAUUCGAAAAACGGAAUUUCGACGUCUUUGUGAUCUCCUUCGUAAUCAUCUUCAGAACAUUGCUAAAUACGCUCAUCAACAACAUUCAAUAAAUUUAAAUGAGCCGGAUACCCUUCAACGACACCUAGACACCCGAUUCUAUCAACUCAAUGCAGCUGUCGAAUUAGAGUUAUGGCAGGAAGCAUUCAGAUCUGUUGAAGACAUUCAUAAUCUAUUAUCAAUGUCAAAGAGACCUCCCAAAUCUGUAAUGAUGGCAAAUUAUUAUGACAAGUUAACAAAAAUAUUUUUGGUUAGCGAAAAUUAUUUGUUCCAUGCUACUUCAUGGAAUCGGUAUUAUACAUUAGUAAAGGCUCAAAAUAAAGCUUUGUCUGACGAAGAGAACACUCGAAUGGCAUCUUUUGUGUUGUUAUCUGCUCUCGCUAUACCUGUUAUUACUAGUUCUAAAACUCGAUUGCUUGAAAUUGAUGAUAAUAAAAACAAACAACAUCGACUUGCAGCAUUGUUAGGAAUGACUCGUUCGCCCACUAGGUCAGGCUUGUUGAAGGAAGCACUUAACAAAGACAUUUUACGUCGAGUCCGUCCAGAAUUGAAGGAUUUAUACAAUAUUCUAGAAGUCCAAUUUCAUCCAUUAUCAAUUUGUAAGAAGAUCGAGCCUAUUAUGAAUCAUCUUGCACAAGAUGCGGAAAUGGCAAAAUAUGUAAAACCUUUACAUCAAGUUAUUCUUACUCGCCUAUUUCAACAGUUGUCACAAGUUUAUGAUAGCGUUAAGCUCGAUUUUGUUAUAAAUCUUGCUUCUUUUGCUCCUCCAUAUAAUUAUGAUGCUGCAACAAUUGAAAAAUUUAUUAUGAAUGGAUGCAAAAAAGGUGAACUCUCAAUUCGCAUUGAUCAUUCCACCAGCAGUUUAACAUUUAAAACGGAUUUGUUUUCUGCUUCUAAAAAUGCUGAUGCUGAUGGAGCAAAGUUACAAGCAUCACCAGCAGAUCGAAUGAGGGAUCAACUUUCAAGACUUGCCAAAUGUUUUUAUACUACAGUUCAUAUGAUAGAUCCAACUAUUGUUGAAGACAAGAAGAAGGCUAGGGCAGCCUCUCUUUCCCGUGCUUUGGCUGGAAUGGAGGAAGAACAUAAUAAUGCCCUUGCUCGUAAAGCUAUUAUUGAGCGAAGAAGGGAAUUGGUAGAGACUUUAUUAAAACGAAAGGAGAAAGAAGAGCAACGAGAACAUGCCAUUCGCCAAAAACAAAGAGAUGAUGAAUUGAAACAAAGACAAAUAGAAGAAGCUAAAAAACGUGAACAAGAUAGGAAAAGACGUGAACUUGAAGCCAUUCAGAGGGAAGAAGCUCGAAAAUUGGCCGAGUCUCUUAAAUUAAAAAAUCUAAAAGUACAACCAAAGGAUUUAGAAAAUUUAGAUACUGAUAAACUUGUUCAACUUCAAGUUGAACAAAUUGAAAAAGAGAAACGUGAGCUUAAUGAACGUUUAAGAGUUACAGCAAAACGUAUGGAUCAUGUUGAACGUGCUUAUCGUAAAGAGGAAAUACCUCUUCUUGAAAAAGAUUAUGAACUUCAAAAGAAAGCUGACAGAGCUUAUCAUGAUGCUGCUCGUAAAUUACAAUUAGAAACAUCAUCACUUAAGCAUACUCAAGAUCUUAAAAUAAAAUCAAGAUUAAUGAGAAUUCUACCUGAUUAUCAAAUUUAUCGAGCUGAGAUUGAACAGAAACAGUUUGAAGAAUUUGAAGAGCGUCGAAGAGCUGCUCAUACCAAAAUUGAAGAGGAAAAAGAAAAGAGGAGACAAGUGUAUAGAGCAAAAAAAGAAGAAGAAAGGCUUCAAAAAGAAAUUGAAGAAGCAGCUAUUCGGAAAGCUGAAGAAGAAGAGAGAAAUAAACUUGAAGAGGCCCGACGUGCAGAAGAAGCAGCUAAUGCUAAGAUAGAAGCUGAAAAGGCCGAGUAUGAGGCAAAGAAACGGAAACUUGAUGAACAAGCAGCCCGACAACGUGAGGCAGAACGUCAAGCUGAGGAAAGACAAAAAGCUCAAAAACCUAGUACUUCCACUGGCGGUUAUAUUCCUCCAGCUCUUCGACGUGCUGCAGUAACAUCACGAAAAACAGAAGAACCACAACGACGUACUGCUCCAAUUCGUCGUGAAACUGAGGAUUUAUGGCGUCGAUCUGAUUCACGUCAUUCAACGACAGAGGAAUUGGAUUGGCGUCGAUCUGAUUCUGGACGUGCUGAAACACGUCGUUCAACUGCAGAAGGAUCAGAAUGGCGUCGAUCUGAUUCUGGACGUGCUGAACCCCGCCGGUCAAAUACUGAUGAAUUGGAAUGGCGUCGACCUAUAGUUCGAGAAGAAACAGAACAAAGCUGGAGGCCCCAAACAGAAGUAGAUGAUGAAGGUUUUAUACCAGUAGUCAAGGGAAAACGUCGUGUUAAAACUGGUGGUUCUACUGAGGCAGAAUAA
Messenger RNA from Diversispora eburnea, 3018 nucleotides. NCBI's taxonomy places the organism in Eukaryota, Fungi, Glomeromycota, Glomeromycetes, Diversisporales, Diversisporaceae. The record is from the annotation of a GenBank genome assembly.